AUGUUAUUUUUGGUAUACUCAGAUCAGCUAUCAGGGAACAGUAAUCCUUUGCCAUUAAAGUUUACUUUUCAUCAUAUUGAGGACACAAACUCAUUAAAUGUCAAUGAAGAAAUCCUUUUAGAUCAAUAUUUGUUUAAGGAAAAUUUUACUGAGUGGCAUUUGGCUGAGAAUCCAAAAGAGGUAUCCCAUCGGACUGCAGGGAAGUCAUGGCAAGAAAAUGGGAGAAGUUCCUUUUCUCUAAACAGCAGGUAUGAGAAAUAUGAAGCACACAAACCAGAGAAAAUACUUUCAAAUCAUGGGAGGCUGUCCUUCCUCAUUCAAGAGAAAACAGUGGACCUUGAUUUUCCUGACCGUAAAGGAAUGAAGGAUUCCUGUAGUUCUGAUUGGUUGAUGUCAUCAUUUUCCAGUGUGUCAGAGCAAAGUAGCCCGAGACUGAGAAAAGAAAAUAAUUUAAGUAAAGGGCAGAACUACAAGUCCAACAGAUAUAAGUAUUUACAGCUUGAAGACUACAAUGAUCCAGUCAGUCCCUGCGCUUUCGGGAGACAUUCUUUCACUACUUCCUUGCCAAAACCAUCCUCGGAGACAGACAGCACAAGGAACUUCUCUUCUGGAUUUCGUAGUAGACUGAAGAACCCUGAUACAAAUACAAAGGGAUUAUACCUUCAGAAAUCAUCAUGGGCUUCCAGCAUUCCUGUAUAUCCACAGAACAAAGAAAAUAUUGCAGACAAGUUGCAUCUUACAAAGUACAAACGAAGCAUCCAUAACCAACAUGUGAAUAGAUACAAUUUCCAUGUUCCAGUUUUGAGACACUCCCGCUUUGCUGGCCCAGUAAUACCUUGCAGUCAUAAAGUAACUCAACAAAGUAAAUGCUGGUCAUGUAUAAAGCAGAAACACAUGGAUCCCACUGACAGUAAGAUGUUGAAUUCUGUUUUGGACCAAGCUCUCUGUACUGCCAAACGCAUGCAGAAAACAACGGAGAGGAUGCUAAAAAAACUGUCUACAGAACAGAGUAUUCCAUCCUGUAACAGACUCUCCUACAGUCGAUAACAGUGCCAAAGUUCCAACCUUUUUGGCAAUCAUAGUGUUGCAGCCAGCAUUGUAUAUGUAACCUGCUGCCAGAGAUUUUUUUUUA
Pelobates fuscus (common spadefoot toad) is the source of this 1132-nucleotide messenger RNA. RefSeq lists its product as uncharacterized. Bases 1 to 1047 code for a protein of 348 amino acids. The transcript has 9 exons. The record is from RefSeq and is a predicted model, not a curated record. Lineage: Eukaryota; Metazoa; Chordata; Amphibia; Anura; Pelobatidae.